Chrysoperla carnea is the source of this 1816-nucleotide messenger RNA. RefSeq lists its product as uncharacterized. The transcript is spliced from 4 exons. The record is from RefSeq and is a predicted model, not a curated record. Lineage: Eukaryota; Metazoa; Arthropoda; Insecta; Neuroptera; Chrysopidae. The coding region runs from base 203 to 1270 and encodes 355 amino acids.
AUCAAAACACAAAAAUUUGAUUAUAAUAAUUUUAUUAAAUAGAAAAACAUAUCAGCACAUUAAUUAGUAUAAUCAACUAGAGUUUAAAAAUUAAAGAUUUUGAUAUCGUUUUGGCGGAUAUUUUCUACAUUUACGAAAAACACGAAAAGUAAUGGUUUAGAACAAUUUUACUAUUAUUGAAUUAAUUUAAAAUACGAUCACAAUGGUUGAAGUAGCCGAAGAUUCAUUUUCAAGACAAAAGAAAGAUAUAGAAGAAAAAAGAGAAAAUUAUCAGCGCUUUGUUAAUAAAUUCAAAUCAAUGACUUGGAAAGAAAUAAAUGAAGACUUUGUAAAUAAUCAUCCCCAUAAAUAUUUUGAACAAGUUAAACAAUUGAAUGUACCUUUUAAAGUUAAACUUGAGUUAAUGGGAAAAUAUUUUCAACAACAAAAAGAAUUAAUGCAAGGACAACAAUAUUCAUCUCCAAUUGAACUUCAGAUUGGUUCUCCAAUUAAUACUGGUAGCACAGUGUUAGAUAAAAAUACACCAAACAAUGAUAACAACACGAGUUCACCAUCGUUUGAGGUAACUCGAUCAGGACGGAUUACUAAAAAACCAGCAUAUUACCAAAAGGAUGUUGCUGAAAAAUUUGAUGAUUUGAAAAUAAAAUCUUCCAGAAAGCCGUACGAAAAAAAAGAAAAUAAUGAGAAACUAUCAGAACCUAAAAAAGAACCUAAUAAGGCUGUUCGAGGUGUAUUAUCAAAACAUGAACAAAGUCGUAAUGCACUUUUUGAUAGUUUAUUAAUGGAUGAUAAUAAAUUAGAUCUAAAUAAUAGUGAAGAAAAAUCGAAUGAAAAUUGCAAUUCAAUAAAAACAAUUGUAAAAAGAAAACAUGAAGACGUUCAAGAAAUUGCUGAUAAAAAUGACUUAGAUGAUUUUCAAUCGAAAAUACCUACUCCAAAAAAACAUAAAGCAAAUCGAUUCUUUAAAUCUAAAAAUCUAAUUGAAGAUAAAGAUACUAUUGUUUGUGAUAGUAGUGAUAAUGAAGAUCCUAAGUUAAUAGAAAUGCCAGUACAUACUAAGUCACAGACAUCGGGUCAGUCGUCAAAAGUAGAAACACAACUUGAUCCUUUAAAAUUUGGUCGAGUGUCACCUCCUGUAGUUCCCAAGCAAAGAAAAACUUUUACUAAAACGAAUGUUAAACAAUCUGAAAUUGUUUGCCCAAUAUGUAAUAUAUAUUAUCCUAAAAACGAAAUUACUACACACGCUUCAAGUUGCAUCAAAUAUAGUUAGUUUAAAUAGAGAUAGCCCAGAAGAAAUCAAGAAAACUUUUUGUGUCUAUGUCACUUUAAAUUAAAAAUUGAAAAUCCAGUAUUAAAAAAAUGGACCAUUUUUUUUUUUAUAAACAUGUUUUUCAAUACAAAAAAUAAUUUGAUAUUGUUGAUCAAUUUCAUCUUCGUCUUUGGAAAAAUAUUUUCUUAAUUUUAUGGAUAUGUUGUGAUUAUGGUAAGAAUUUUAAUGUAAAAAAAAAUCGAUUUUGUUGUUAAUAUUACGCCAGUCAAAUUCUACAUUAAAAUCGCAAAACGCGAUGUAAAGCUGCUGUUUUGGUAUGCUAUUUGAACCCCUUAGGGUAGUGUGAAACUACAUUUUGCAACCAAAAUUUCCUACUUCUUUCAGUUUUUUACGUAUUACGCAGGUAGCACAACUUUUUUUUGCUUGCAAAACGUAAUUUCACAUUCCCCUAAGAGAUCCAAAUAACAUAGCUACAAAUUUUCAUCUCUCUAUUUUUUCAUCUUCUCUAUUUUGGAGAAAAUGGACACCAAAGUUUUGUCUUAAUUU